AUGCGGUGGUAUCUCCUCCUGAUCUGGGCCCAGGGCCUGGGGCAGGCUCCCCUCCCAGCCUCAGGCGCUGUGUCAGGCAGGAUAGUAACAAUGGGGAAUGUUUCUGCAGAGGAAGGUGGCUCUGUCACCUUGCAAUGUCAUCUCUCCUCCACCACUGCCAAAGUGACUCAGGUCAACUGGGAGCAGCAGGACCAACUUCUGGCCGUUCAUCAUGCUAACUUGGGGUGGCACAUCUACCCAGCCUUCAGGGAGCGCGUGGCCCCAGGCCCCAACCUGGGCCUCACCUUGCAGUCGCUGACCAGGAAUGACACAGGGGAAUACUUCUGCACCUAUCACACCUACCCUGAUGGGAUUUACAGAGGGACACUCUUUCUGGAGGUCCUACACAGCUCAGUGGUUGAGCACAGCGCUGCGUUCCAGAUCCCACUGCUGGGAGCCGUGGCCACAGUGCUGGCAGUCAUCUGUGUGGCAGCCAUCAUGGUGGUCACCCUGACCAGAAAGAAGAAAUCUUGCAGAGUCCAUUGUGCGGAAAGUGGCCUCAGGAUGCUGGCACGCGAACAGGAGGAAUGGAACGCCCGAGCUCUGUCAUCAGCUGGAAGUGGCGGGCAGGCAGAGACGGCGCCUGUGGGCUUCUACACAGAGCAGUGGGGAGAGGACUAUGCCGAGCCACAUGACUACUUCAAUGUCCUGAGCUACAGGAGCCUUGGAAGCUUCAGCUUCCCGGCCGAGAUGGGUUAG
Neomonachus schauinslandi (Hawaiian monk seal) is the source of this 738-nucleotide messenger RNA. RefSeq names its product T cell immunoreceptor with Ig and ITIM domains (gene TIGIT). The record is from RefSeq and is a predicted model, not a curated record. Gene Ontology annotation, molecular function: signaling receptor binding. The transcript is spliced from 4 exons. NCBI's taxonomy places the organism in Eukaryota, Metazoa, Chordata, Mammalia, Carnivora, Phocidae. Gene Ontology annotation, cellular component: cell surface. Gene Ontology annotation, biological process: negative regulation of T cell activation; negative regulation of interleukin-12 production; positive regulation of interleukin-10 production. Bases 1 to 738 code for a protein of 245 amino acids.